Molecule: messenger RNA, 1705 nt
Organism: Emiliania huxleyi CCMP1516
Lineage: Eukaryota; Haptophyta; Isochrysidales; Noelaerhabdaceae
Exons: 2
Coding region: 1-1521 (506 amino acids)
Cellular component (GO): membrane
Molecular function (GO): oxidoreductase activity
Source: RefSeq, a predicted model, not a curated record
AUGAAAAAUUCUUUUUGCCGUGUCAAGACCGCCAAAGAUCCGAACUCCUUCAGGAGGACGCCCUGCUCAGUCCAAGCCAUGUCGACGCUGUGGACCAGUUCACUGUCCAGCUCACUGGUGCAACGCCGGAGGAUGCCGCUCAGCGUCCUGCAGGAGUGCGAGGUGGCCCAGCCAUACUCCGAGUCUGAGGCCCUCAAGCCAGACCGAGACGCCGCGAGCGGCGAGUCUGUGGUGGUGUACACAGAUGACAGAGAGGCAGAGGAGACCAAGACCCCUCGCAUCCUCCUCGGCACGCUCCUCGGCCUGCUCCUCGGCCUCUGCCUCCACAUUCUGGCUCAGGGGCUGGCUGGCCUCGAGAAGAUGGCCCGCCGCGUCGGUCUCGACCGUCGGCGGUGGUCGGCAAAGGACAAGGUAGUCGUGAUCACGGGCGCUUCGUCUGGCAUCGGAACGAGCCUCGCCCGCACCUACGCUGCGGAGGGUGCCAAGCUGUCGCUUGUUGCGCGGCGGCGGGCCGACCUCGAGCGGGUGUGCGAGGAGUGCAUGGCCCUCGGCGCGAGCAGCGCGCAGGCGGUCGUCGCCGACAUCUCCACGGAGGAGGGGUGGGCGGCCGUCCGGGGCGCCGUGCCGGCCGCCGUUGACCUGCUGGUUCUCAACGCGGGCAUCGCGAUGGGCGCGCCGUUUGUGUCGCUCUGCGAACAGAACCAGGCGAUGGGCACAAUGAAGCGCCUGAUGGAUGUAAAUUACAUCGGCUCCGUGGGAGUGCUCAACGCGUGCAUGGGUUCGAUGCGGCGCGCCGAGGGCGGUGUCCGCCUGCUGGUGGUGAGCAGCGUCGUGGGUCUAGUCGAGGGCGUGCCGUGGCGUACAGGGUACGCGGCCUCCAAGUUCGCGCUCAAGGGCUUCUUCAACACGCUGCGCGUCGAGCUCGGAAUCUCGGAGCCGGUCCCGCCGACCGUCACGCUCGCGUAUCCCGGCGCCGUCAACACGCCCGUGAACAAUGCGCGCCUCGGCACCGGCGACGGCGCGGUCGACCUCGACCUGACCAAGAAGAGCAUGUCGCCCGACCGAUGCGCCGCCAUCAUGGUGGCCGCCCACGCUGUCGGGCGGCGCGACGUCUUCUACUCGAUCGACGGCACGCUCGCUGGCGCCAUCAAGACGCGCCUCCUCCGCCACCUCGCCUUCUUCUUCCCCGCCGGCUCGGACAGGGUGCUCGCCAGGGCGAUGCGCGUGGGCGAGAUGAGCAGCAAGAAGCCGGCGCGACGACAGCUCAUGGCUGUGCUGCGCGGCGCCGGCCGACUCGUCAUCGCGGGCCAGCGCUGGGCUUCGGACGAGGUCGCGGACGUGUCGGGCCGCCUUUCGGAGCGUGUCUCAGGGCGCUUCUCCGAGCGCGUCUCGGGGUGCUUCUCCAUCUCGUCGUCGCGCGGCAGGCGGGGCAGCGGCGGGGAGCCCCUCCCCCGUGCGCGCUCUGGGCUCGCGUUGACCUCAGACGCGGUGGCAGAGGCAUUUGACGAAGCGCGGGAGUAGACACGCUCUUGGGAGUACCUCGACUCUCGGGGCUCUCGUUGACCGUCACGCUCGAUCAUCACGCGACUCUCUAGAGUCUGUCCGUCUCGCUGUCCAUGUCCAUCGUUUUUGCAUGUUGGUUGGGUUUAUCCCAUGUGUGUUGUGUGUGCGUGGAGUGCCAUGCAUGAUCAGUGGCCAUGUGAGU